AUCGCCUUGCAUUUUGCAGUUCUCAGUUUGCAUCGCCUUGCAUUGCAGCGGGUGGCCGGGCGGGCGGGCAGCGGCCAAGGCGGGCAGGGCGCCGCGAUGGUGGGACGGCUGAGCCUGCCGGAGGAGGCGCCGGAGCUGCCGGACUCGAAGCGUCGAACCGAGCGGCCGUUGGACAGUCCCGACUCCGGCUUGCCUCCCAGCCCCAGCCCGGCCAGCUGGCUCGCUCAGGGGCUGCCCGAACCGGAGAGCGCCAGCAAGCCGCCGGCUAAGGAGCCCUCGUCUUCUCCCAACCCACUGCGGCUCUGCCCGCUCUCCUUUGGCGAAGGGGUGGCCUUUGAUCCGUUGCCGCCCAAGGAUGUAAGAUAUACCUCCUCGGUUAAGUAUGACUCCGAAAAACACUUCAUUAAUAAUGUUUACAUGCCAGUCCGGCUUGGCGUGUCGUCUUGCAGCCAGACCAUCAUUUGUGUUCCCGACAGCACAUGGCGCAGUUACAAAGCGGAGGUGCAAUUCCACCUUUGCAACCGACCUGGGAAUUUCACGAGCACCACCAUUGUGUACCCGAAGCACACCAAGACUGUGUAUACCACGACCUUGGAUUACAAUUGCAAAAAAUUCAACCGGAAAUUCUUGUCUAGCGUGGAGUUGGAAUCGUCUGGAAUUGAGAGCCGCCCAGAAAGCUGCUGACUGCCGAUUCUCUCUCGCCGAAACUCAAGUGGCUUCUACACCGCCAUCUUUUUCACGCUCAGAACUAAAAAAAAUAAAAAAAUAGCGUUGGAGUGACCUGUUGCACAUCCGCACCACUAUGGAUUCAACAGGCAACAGGAACGAGGAAGUGGGAGCAUCCGUCAGCGGCUGCUUUGCUUCCUCCUAUUUGUUACAGGCCAUAGAGUUAAAAAAAAAAAAUUAAGCCUCUAAUCUCUGAUCGCACCAAAAAAUGAUUUUUAAAAAAAAUCAAAUUUCUCUCCCUUCAUCCAUGUUCUUAUUUCUCGUCUUGUUGAGUUCAACGGGGGGGGGGGGGGGGGAGAAUCUGAACGGUGGAUUGGAAGUGGUUGCAAAGCCGUCAAGCCACCAUUCCUAUGAAAGGACCUGCAAAGUUAGGGAAGAAUGUUUCCAUGAAUGGGAAAAUGGGAGAAGAGAGAGAAAGAGAGAGAUGGCGUUUCAGAGUCUUUGGAAGAGAAAGUGCUGCUUUUAUGGAGACUUUCAAAUAAAUCUUGAAUAACGCCAGGAAUAAAUGGGCUUUCACCCACCACUGAUGUGGUGGAAUUGGAAAAAAAUAAUAAUCAAGAGCUACUUUAAACCAGGGUGGAAUCCUUGUGUAAAGUAUCUCACAUUUCACCCCAGUCUCAUUAAAAGUCGGUUCCCUUCUAGCAUGUCCCUUUUUGCUUAAAAGUUCCCGUACUUCAUUUUUGCUUUUAUGUAUAAAAAUAGCAAUUUCUCCCCUCUCUUUUCUUUUUUUCUUUUUCUUUUUAACUUUCCCUUUAAAAAAACCAAAAAGACUAUUGGUGGUUUUGAUGUUUUCUUAUAUGGGGUGAAAAUCAGGAUCUGUUUUUUUCAGCGGGAACUUAUCUUAAAUAAAUUUAAGUAACUUAAUUUUCCUCUUACUUAAAGUAAGAACUUUUAAAGGAUUAUGGAAACUAUGGUUUUUUUGAUUCAGGGGGUUUUAAAAAACAAAACUUUUUU
Molecule: messenger RNA, 1680 nt
Organism: Ahaetulla prasina
Lineage: Eukaryota; Metazoa; Chordata; Lepidosauria; Squamata; Colubridae
Gene: RFLNB
Product: refilin B
Exons: 3
Coding region: 97-684 (195 amino acids)
Biological process (GO): actin filament bundle organization; negative regulation of bone mineralization involved in bone maturation; skeletal system morphogenesis
Cellular component (GO): actin filament bundle
Molecular function (GO): filamin binding
Source: RefSeq, a predicted model, not a curated record